This is a messenger RNA of Helicoverpa armigera (cotton bollworm), 1122 nucleotides long. It is a transcript of the gene snRNP-U1-C, whose product is annotated as small ribonucleoprotein particle U1 subunit C. Gene Ontology annotation, biological process: mRNA 5'-splice site recognition; spliceosomal snRNP assembly; mRNA splicing, via spliceosome. The transcript is spliced from 3 exons. The coding region runs from base 92 to 583 and encodes 163 amino acids. Gene Ontology annotation, cellular component: U1 snRNP; nucleus. Gene Ontology annotation, molecular function: pre-mRNA 5'-splice site binding; zinc ion binding. The record is from RefSeq and is a predicted model, not a curated record. Lineage: Eukaryota; Metazoa; Arthropoda; Insecta; Lepidoptera; Noctuidae.
ACCGAACGAAAGACGCCAUUCAGCUUCAUUCGCAUGUUUGUGUCAUUAUUUCGUGUGUUUUGCUUGAAACUUUGCAAGACUGUAACCAAAAAUGCCCAAGUACUAUUGUGAUUAUUGCGACACAUAUUUAACGCAUGAUUCUCCAAGCGUUAGAAAAACUCAUUGUACGGGCAGAAAACAUAAGGACAACGUGAAAUUUUACUAUCAAAAAUGGAUGGAGGAACAAGCUCAACAUCUCAUUGAUGCCACAACAGCCGCAUUUAAAGCUGGUAAAAUUGCCCAGAAUCCGUUUAAUAAGGGAGCAGCUAUUCCACCGCCAUGGGAUCCCAGCGUUAUGGGUCCAGGAGGGCCAAGACCCCCGGUUCCUGCACCUGGAGGGCCACCGGGAAUGCUGCCACCUCCGUCGAUGGGUCCGGGAGGCCCUAUGGCUCCACCGAUGAUGAUGGGUCCUCAUGGACCUAUGCCACCAAUGAUGGGAAUGAGGCCACCUAUGAUGGGUCCAAUAAUGGGACCAAUGGGCCCUAUGGGACCCAUGGGACAAAUGCGACCACCUCUAAUGAAUGGACCGCCUAUGAACAAAUAGUAUCAGUUUAUAGUUGAAGAGGACUCGGAAUAGUUUUUAAUUGUGCCACAAAGUGUGAUACAUUCUAGUGUUCUUAAUUAACAUUUGAGGUUAUAGAACUGUGUUCAUCGGGUUACUGAACUGCUGGUUUUUGUAAUUACUGUUAAGAUUAUGCAAAGUAACAUUGUUCUCAUAGGCAUCUCAUGCUUUUGAGAGUUUUAAGCUUUUCUUUGUAGAGCCACAAGUGUGAAUUUUAAUUUCUGAGUAUUUGAAUACUCACAAGUUCAACUGACGUGCUGUCACUGUCCUUUAGGAUAAUUUGUUAAUUAAGUACUACUUAUGUAUGAUAAGAUCAGGAAUUCUAUCCCUGAUUAGAAACAUUUGAAAAAGCCUAAAGUAGAAAUAUGUCAGCAUCCUCCAGAUUAACAUUUUGAUACUACUUUUUAUGAGCCUGAUUGUAAUAUCUCGAGUACCAAGACUUUCAUUGUUUGACAAUGAUAUUUAUGUAAUUGUGUACACUAUGUAUGUACAUUUGUAUUUUGUGGCAUAUGACUGUAAUU